Sinocyclocheilus anshuiensis is the source of this 2509-nucleotide messenger RNA. Its product is annotated as short transient receptor potential channel 3-like. Gene Ontology annotation, cellular component: plasma membrane; cation channel complex. Gene Ontology annotation, molecular function: protein binding; inositol 1,4,5 trisphosphate binding; store-operated calcium channel activity. The record is from RefSeq and is a predicted model, not a curated record. Lineage: Eukaryota; Metazoa; Chordata; Actinopteri; Cypriniformes; Cyprinidae. The transcript has 13 exons. Gene Ontology annotation, biological process: regulation of cytosolic calcium ion concentration; calcium ion transmembrane transport; single fertilization. Bases 20 to 2410 code for a protein of 796 amino acids.
UCUCACAGCCGCUGUCUGGAUGUCCAUGAAAGGCAGAGGAUCCAAAUACCAGAAAAGAGUGUCGUUUUCUGAGGAUGAAGAUGAGCAGUGCUGGAAAGAGGAGAACGGCGGUGUGGACGCACAUCACCUGAAAUCCGUCAAGACGGUCAGCGAUUCAUCGGGAUAUUACCGGUACAACAUGAAAUCUUCGGAUACGUUCCCCCAUUGCAGGAUGACCCUACCACGAGAAAAGGGCCGACGACAGGCGGUUCGCGGACCGGCGUUCAUGUUCAACACCCGUGGCAGCAGCCUCACGGCGGAGGAAGAACGUUUUUUGGACGCGGCGGAGUACGGCAACAUCCCGGUGGUCCGGAAAAUGCUGGAAGAAUCACCCACACUCAACGUGAACUGCGUCGACUACAUGGGACAGAACGGGCUACAGCUGGCCGUCGGCAACGAACACCUGGAGGUCACCGAGCUGCUCCUGCAGAGAGACAACCUGGCCCGUGUCGGGGAUGCGCUUCUGCUGGCAAUUUCCAAAGGUUACAUGCGUAUUGUGGAGGCCCUGCUGGGACAUCCGUCCUUUGCGGGCGGCGAACGACUCACCCGCAGCCCCUGCGAGUUGCAAGACGACGACUUUUACUCGUACGACGAGGACGGCACACGGUUCUCGCCCGAUAUCACGCCUAUCAUCCUGGCCGCCCACUGCCAGAAAUACGAGGUCGUGCACAUUCUGCUGAUGAAGGGCGCCAGGAUCGAGCGGCCUCACGACUACUUCUGCAAAUGCGCUGACUGCACGGAGAAGCAGAGGAAGGACUCGUUCAGCCACUCGCGGUCCAGGAUAAAUGCGUACCGUGGACUGGCCAGUCCGGCGUAUCUCUCUCUGUCCAGCGAAGACCCCGUACUGACCGCGCUGGAGCUGAGCAAUGAGCUCACCAAACUCGCCAACAUCGAAAAAGAGUUUAAGGAUAAAAAGAACCGUAAUAAAGAGACAUCUCAGCACAAUGGCUUCUUUCUGAAUGACUACAGGAAGCUAUCUAUGCAGUGUAAAGACUUUGUGGUUGGCGUUUUGGAUCUGUGCAGGGACACGGAGGAGGUGGAGGCCAUCUUGAACGGAGAUAUAUCCGCCGAGCUCGAAGAAGGCCAGCGUCAUCGCUCCCUGCUCAGUCGUGUCAAACUGGCCAUUAAAUACGAGGUUAAGAAGACAGAUAUAAAGCUGUGCACCCUGAUCAGAUUGGAGCUUCGCCAGGCUGUUGAGGAAGCUCAUGCGUGUAACCUGAGAGGAAGACACCUCAGGAACCUUUUCAGGGGUCUGUCACCGCUGUUUGGAUUCCCUCCAAGCCACACUCAUUUACUCACCGCAGAGGAUCAGAUGGUUCUCGCUGUAGCUCUAGGGCAGCUCUUUACUAAUGACAGGAGAGAAAGGGCCGCCACAGGCUGCAGAUCCUGCACUUAUGAUGAUCGUGGAGAAGACAGGCACAGUUUAUUUGGUAAAAUACUACGCAGUCCUUUUAUGAAGUUUGUUGCUCAUGCGGCCUCCUUUAUCAUCUUCCUGUGUCUGCUGGUGUUCAAUGCGUCCGAUCGGUUUGAUGGCAUCACCACCCUUCCCAACGUCACCGUCACUGACUACCCGCUCCAGAUCUUCAGAGUCAAGACCACACAAUUCACCUGGACAGAAAUACUGAUCAUGGUCUGGGUAGCAGGCUCAUGGGUUGAGGAAAGCUUUAAAACUCUCUUUUGGUCCAUAUUCGGCCUGUCUGAAGUGUCUUCUGUGGUGUUGAAAUAUGAUCAUAAAUUUAUCGAAAACAUCGGCUACGUGCUGUACGGAAUCUACAAUGUUACCAUGGUGGUGGUUCUGCUCAACAUGCUUAUUGCCAUGAUAAACAGCUCAUACCAGGAAAUAGAGGAUGAUGCAGAUGUGGAGUGGAAGUUCGCUCGGUCUAAACUCUGGCUCUCGUAUUUUGACAACGGCAAGACUCUCCCGCCUCCAUUCAGCAUCGUCCCCAGUCCGAAGUCCUUCUAUCUGUGUAUCAAGAGACUGAUCAACCUGCUCCGGUGUCGCCGGCGCCGCCUGAAAAAAGACGUGGAGCUGGGCAUGGACAACUCGAAGUCCAGGCUGAACCUCUUCACCCAGUCGAGCAUGAGGAUGCCGGACUCUCACAGCUUCAACAGCAUCCUAAAUCAACCCACACGCUAUCAGCAAAUUAUGAAGCGUCUCAUCAAACGCUAUGUACUGAAAGCACAAGUGGACAAAGAAAAUGAUGAAGUGAAUGAAGGUGAGCUGAAGGAGAUCAAGCAGGAUAUUUCCAGUCUGCGAUAUGAACUGCUAGAGGAGAAAUCUCAGGCCACAGAAGAGCUCUCACUCCUCAUACAGAAACUCAGUGACAAACUCAACCCUUCUGUCCAUCCGCACCGAGCCAAUGAAGGGUGAAGUCAUUCUUUGUUAAAUACUUUAUUACAUUUCAAUUUUAAUAUGCAGAACAUCUGCCAUUGUUCUAAGUUUUGUCUGAAUAAUGGCAGAUGAAGGCAU